Leopardus geoffroyi (Geoffroy's cat) is the source of this 3166-nucleotide messenger RNA. RefSeq names its product lon peptidase 1, mitochondrial (gene LONP1). The transcript has 18 exons. The coding region runs from base 96 to 2978 and encodes 960 amino acids. Gene Ontology annotation, molecular function: ATP-dependent peptidase activity; ATP hydrolysis activity; ATP binding. The record is from RefSeq and is a predicted model, not a curated record. Gene Ontology annotation, cellular component: mitochondrial matrix. Gene Ontology annotation, biological process: mitochondrion organization; protein quality control for misfolded or incompletely synthesized proteins; protein catabolic process. NCBI's taxonomy places the organism in Eukaryota, Metazoa, Chordata, Mammalia, Carnivora, Felidae.
UCGCCGGCGCCCAGGCACGCGCCGGGCUUCACGUGCGCACUAGCCUGGCGAGAGGAAGUGACGCAAGUGCCGUGCGUCGCCAGGAUGGCCGGGCCAUGGCGGCGGGCACAGGCUACGUGCGGCUGUGGGGCGCGGCGCGGUGUUGGGCGCUGCGGCGGCCGUUGCUGGCCGCCGCCGGGGGGCGGGUUCCAACUGCGGCCGGAGCGUGGCUGCCCAGAGGCCGGCGGGCCUGCGACGCCUCGCCUCCCUGGGCGCUGUGGGGCCGAGGCCCUGUGGCCGCGAGCCAGUGGCGGGGACUUUGGGAGGCGAACAGCCGCGGCGGCGGUGGCGCAUUCUCCGGCGGCGAGGAUACCCCCGAGGGCGGUGCCGAGGAUGGGGCCGCGGGCGCGGGGAGCAGCUCGGGAGGCGGGGAAGGCCCCAUCAUAACGGCGCUGACGCCCAUGACGAUUCCGGACGUGUUCCCGCACUUGCCGCUCAUCGCCGUCACCCGCAACCCGGUGUUCCCGCGCUUCAUCAAGAUUAUCGAGGUUAAAAAUAAGAAGUUGGUUGAGCUGCUAAGAAGGAAGGUCCGUCUUGCCCAGCCGUAUGCCGGCGUCUUUCUAAAGAGAGAUGACAACAACGAGUCGGACGUGGUCGAGAGCCUGGAUGAAGUCUACCACACGGGGACGUUUGUCCAGAUCCACGAGAUGCAGGACCUCGGGGACAAGCUGCGCAUGAUCGUCAUGGGACACAGAAGGAUUCACAUCAGCAGACAGCUGGAGGUGGAGCCGGAGGAGGCCGAGGCCGAAAACAAGCAGAAGCCCCGCAGGAAGCCGAAACGCAGCAAGAAGGAGGCGGAGGAGGGCCUGAGCUCCGGGCCCCUGACAGAGGUGAUGGUGGAGCCCGCCUCGGCUCCCCCCGGCGAGGUGCUCAUGGUGGAGGUGGAGAAUGUCGUCCACGAGGACUUCCAGGUCACGGAAGAAGUGAAGGCCCUGACCGCCGAGAUUGUGAAGACCAUCCGGGACAUCAUUGCCUUGAAUCCGCUCUACAGAGAGUCUGUGCUGCAGAUGAUGCAGGCGGGCCAGAGGGUGGUGGACAACCCCAUCUACCUGAGCGACAUGGGGGCCGCGCUGACCGGAGCCGAGUCGCACGAGCUGCAGGACGUCCUGGAGGAGACCAAUAUCCCCAAGCGGCUGUAUAAGGCCCUCUCCCUCCUCAAGAAGGAGUUUGAGCUGAGCAAACUGCAGCAGCGCCUGGGGCGCGAGGUGGAAGAGAAAAUCAAGCAGACGCACCGCAAAUAUCUCCUACAAGAGCAGCUGAAGAUCAUCAAGAAGGAGCUGGGCCUGGAGAAGGAGGACAAGGACGCCAUCGAGGAGAAGUUCCGCGAGCGGCUGAAGGAGCUCGUGGUCCCCAAGCACGUCAUGGACGUGGUGGACGAGGAGCUUAGCAAGCUGGGCCUGCUGGACAACCACUCCUCCGAGUUCAACGUCACUCGGAACUACCUGGACUGGCUGACGUCCAUCCCCUGGGGCAAGCAUAGCGAUGAGAAUCUGGACUUGGCCCGGGCCCAGGCGGUGCUGGAGGAGGACCACUACGGGAUGGAAGACGUCAAGAAGCGAAUCCUGGAGUUCAUCGCCGUCAGCCAGCUCCGAGGCUCCACCCAGGGCAAGAUCCUCUGCUUCUACGGUCCGCCUGGCGUGGGCAAGACCAGCAUCGCCCGCUCCAUCGCCCGUGCCCUGAACCGCGAGUACUUCCGCUUCAGCGUCGGCGGCAUGACCGACGUGGCCGAGAUCAAAGGGCACAGGCGGACGUAUGUGGGCGCCAUGCCGGGAAAGAUCAUCCAGUGCCUGAAGAAGACCAAGACGGAGAACCCCUUGAUCCUGAUAGACGAGGUGGACAAGAUCGGCCGGGGCUACCAAGGGGACCCCUCGUCAGCACUGCUGGAGCUGCUGGACCCUGAGCAGAAUGCCAACUUCCUGGAUCACUACCUGGACGUGCCCGUGGACUUGUCCAAGGUGCUGUUCAUCUGCACGGCCAAUGUCACGGAGACCAUUCCAGAGCCACUGAGGGACCGGAUGGAGAUGAUCAAUGUGUCUGGCUACGUGGCCCAGGAGAAGCUGGCCAUCGCAGAGCGCUACCUGGUGCCUCAGGCCCGCGCCCUGUGUGGCCUGGAUGAGAGCAAGGCCAAGCUGUCCCCAGAGGUGCUGACCCUCCUCAUCAAGCAGUAUUGCCGGGAGAGCGGCGUGCGCAACUUGCAGAAGCAGGUGGAGAAGGUGUUACGGAAGUCUGCCUACAAGAUUGUGAGUGGCGAGGCCGAGCUCGUGGAGGUGACGCCCGAGAACCUGCAGGACUUUGUGGGGAAGCCCGUGUUCACCGUGGAGCGCAUGUACGAUGUGACGCCCCCCGGCGUGGUCAUGGGGCUGGCCUGGACUGCCAUGGGAGGCUCUACGCUGUUUGUGGAGACAUCCCCUCGGCGGCCACGAGACAAGGACGGCAAGGGGGACAAGGACGGGAGCCUGGAGGUGACAGGCCAGCUGGGGGACGUGAUGAAGGAGAGUGCUCGCAUCGCCUACACCUUCGCCAGGGCCUUCCUGAUGCAGCACGACCCGGCCAACGACUACCUGGUGACCUCCCACAUCCACCUGCACGUGCCCGAGGGCGCCACCCCCAAGGACGGCCCGAGUGCCGGCUGCACCAUCGUCACGGCGCUGCUCUCCCUUGCGACGGACCGGCCAGUUAGACCAAACCUGGCCAUGACGGGCGAGGUCUCCCUCAGGGGCAAGAUCCUGCCAGUGGGCGGCAUCAAGGAGAAGACCAUCGCAGCAAAGCGAGCUGGAGUGACCUGCAUCGUCCUGCCAGCCGAGAACAAGAAGGACUUCUAUGACCUGGCCGCCUUCAUCACUGAGGGCCUGGAGGUCCACUUCGUGGAACACUACCGGGAGAUCUUCAACAUUGCCUUCCCUGAGGAGCAGGCGGAGGCCUUGGCGGUGGAGCGGUGACCGCAGCCCGGGCGCUGCUGGCAUUCACGGGCCCCGUCCAGGCUGAAAAUGCGCCAGGGCCGGGACUCUGGGCAGCUGAGCCCCCAGGAGGCUCGGGAGCGGCUGGAGUCCAAGGACCUCAAUUAUGGCUUAAUCACGGAGUCUGACAUAUAUGAACUAUUUAAUUAUGAUUAAAACCCUUUCCAGUA